AACAGCUGUAAUAAAUGUCACUCAGACAACUCAGAAAAUUAGAAAAGCUUAAAAAUCAGAAAGCUCAAGAAGAAGCAGAGGCGGAAAAGGAAGAUAUAACAGAAGAGGCUGAAGGAGAGGGAAAUGAAGAAGAGACAUAUGAAGAAACUACCCCUAAAAUAUCUUUCACACAAUUCGCCGGUUUACUUAAUAUCUCCUCUGACGAUAAUGAUGAGGAUAAUGGCUCUCAAGAGGAAACUGAAGCGAAAGAGAAGCAGACCCAGCAACAACAGAAAUCUAAGAAAAAGAAGAACAAGAAGAGGAAACGCAAUAAGAAAAAGAACAAGCAGAAGGAUGAAGAAGAGAAGGAUCAGGAACAAGAAGAGGAAGACAUCCUAAAUGAAGCUAUCCAGGAAAACCAGCAAGAGCUUGAGAAAAGACCUGAGCUCGACCAGACCCAAGUCAGUGUCCUCAGCAUGAGAGCUAAGUUCUUUGACCCAGACAGAGAGAUGAGACAGAGACUUCAAAGCAAAGGAGCUGGCAAAUUGGCAGAUCUUGAGGAAGAAAAAGGCACUCCUGACGAAUUUGAAGGGCUCAAUACAAAGCAAAAGAAGAUGAUGAAGAGAAUGCAGCAAAGAGCUACCAAUAAGAAGACUCUAUUCGUCAAGCCAGAGAAAGACUGGGCUAUGUAUAACUCAAUAACUGCCUAUAUGGAGUCUGAUAGAGAUGAAAAUGAUAAUAAGGUAUUCAAGUUCAUUGAAAGAGACUUGUACAAGGAAAUUCAGAGAGAGUUCAAAUCAAUCCAGCAGACUUUUGAUAUCCAAAUGAUGCUUCGCUUCUUGUCUAAAAACUUUUUCCAUCAUGAAACUUUGAUUCAUGUUGCAGACUUCAUGAGAAUGCAAGGUAAAUUCCCAGACUCAGUGAAAUUAAUCCAAAGAUGAAUGUACGCCUUUGAAAUCCUGUUUUCAAAAGAUUUUGUCAUUUGCGGAAACAAACCUUCUACAAGAAUAGAUUUUAAUUCUGAAGAAUCUAACCUUCCAAGUGUUUUUGCAGAUUGCUUAGUAAGGUAUAUCGAUCACUUAGGAAGAAAAGGGUGUUGCAGGACAGCACUAGAGUUUACAAAAUUCUUCCUCAGCCUCGAUCCAGAGAGGGAUCCCUUUGGAAAUUUACUUAAAAUUGAUUAUUAUGCUUUAAGAGCUGGGGAGUAUCGGUACUUAACCACUUUCGCUGAGAAUUAUUCGAAUGAAUUCCAUAGUCAUCCACUCCAGACAGUUCUAUUCACUCCAAAUAUCUUAUUCUCUACUGCUUUUGCUAAAUACAAGUUGGAUGAGAAGGUAGACAACAGAACAAAGAUGUUAGACGAUGCUCACUCCUCUGUAAAUAUCUUCGUCUCCUUAAUUUCAGAGAAGGCAGGUGAAGAGAGUCCAAAAAUCUUGCAGUCAUUGUACAAUCUAAGUGCAGAUGCCUUGUUGAUGCUUGGGCUAUCCUUCUAUCCCGCUCUAGUGAAACUGAUCCUCAUAAAGUGAGAGGUUGAGAAAAAGCCAAAUUUCUGUAAAUCCUACUUCAAAGGACAUCAGAAGGAGCCAUGGAGUAAGAUCUUGGACCACUCCAUCUUUGAUUUUAAUGAAGAUAAUGAGGUACUUGAAAAUUCCCUUGGGCUAGACUCUGAUUUACUCAACAAAUUGUUCGAUCUCUAUGUUGACAGAUCUUCAGAAUGAUACAAAGAUGACGAAAUCAUCAACUGGAUGAAGGAAACAAUCGGAUACGUCCUUAAUGAGGUUGAUGAAGAAAAUUUUGAUAGAGAGGUCCUAUUCCAAUUCAUUUUCAACUCCAUUGGACUUCCAUUCCAACUCGAUAGAUAUUCAGGGCUAAGCAAAGAAUUCUUCAAUGAUGAUUUUACAACUGUUAACCCACAAGAUCUUCUUGGUCCAGGAGCUGAUGGAGGUAUGGGAGGUAUGAACCCAGCAGAUAUGCAACAAAACAUGCAAGACCAGAUGCAAAAUCUACAGCAAAUGAUGGGACAAGGGGGCCAAAGAGUCCGAGUUCGUCAAGCCAGACCUCAGGUUGAUCAUGAUAACUUAAUCCUUGAAGAAGAGAAUGCCGCUCUUGAGCAGCAAAUCAUCCUUGAUCAUAUUGCUAACCAGCAACAAAUCCAAGAUGAGGAUGAGGAAAAUUUCGUGAUUAACGACGCAGGUGAUGAUGAAGUUAGAAGAAAUAGAGGAGAGGAAUAAUACUAAAAUUUUAACAAAAUCAACCA
Moneuplotes crassus is the source of this 2236-nucleotide messenger RNA. The record is from the annotation of a GenBank genome assembly. Lineage: Eukaryota; Ciliophora; Spirotrichea; Euplotida; Euplotidae.